Syngnathus typhle (broad-nosed pipefish) is the source of this 2475-nucleotide messenger RNA. RefSeq lists its product as uncharacterized. The record is from RefSeq and is a predicted model, not a curated record. The coding region runs from base 43 to 942 and encodes 299 amino acids. The transcript has 4 exons. NCBI's taxonomy places the organism in Eukaryota, Metazoa, Chordata, Actinopteri, Syngnathiformes, Syngnathidae.
AACUAAACAAGUCAAUUUCUCUCUUUUUUUUUCUUUUUCAGAAUGGCGAAAAACAUGAUCCGCGCUAAAGUAGUCGCGAUGAGGACUGCUCUGCGUGCAAAAACAUGGAUUUGUGCAGCUGAUGGCACCUUGUCCAUGCACGGCCAGCACAAUAAUGUAACUGUUGCCCUCUGUGACGACGAGAAAGCCUAUAAAAUUGUUCUGUUUGAACACUUGGCAGCCCUCGUCACAGAGGGCAGCAGUUACAUUUUUUUAAACUUUGGUGUGGACGAGAGUGGCCAAGGGCUCCUCACCAAACCCGGCUCAAAAAUAUUCAUGGCGGCCGAGGUGCAAACCAGCCCGCAGCCGGAAGAAGAGGCCAGGGCCCUGGUCUACCCCAAGUCAGUGGCAUCAUCUCCUCAGGAGGUAGUGAAUAAACUACCUGAGGAGAUGGUGUCACUGGAGGGCGUAAUAACCGAUAUGCGUCCAAUCCGCAUGGUGCGCCAGAGAGGGAACAGCCUUGCGCCAUUUCGGACUUUGACACUAAAAAAAGAUGAAGCCGCUGUCAAAAUUGGCCUUUGGCGUGAGGCUAAUCUCAUUGAACUAAAAGUAGGGGGUUCCUUCAUUUUCACCCACCUGAGUGCCCGGGUGAACGAUUCGGGACUAAUGCUCCACUCUACAACUUGCACAGAAAUAAAGCCCUGCAACUCCAGCCUCACCCUAACAGUCUGUGGUAUCCUCUAUGGGGAAGAGGUGGUGGAGGUCGUGUCCAAUUCGGGCGAAGUUACAAGCAUCAAGCUUCAGAUCUGGCAGAAAACUUUCAGCCAGCCCCCAAAGAUACCACAAGAUGGGCUGGCCAUCACUGUCACGCGUGUGCAGGGUGACGUGAUAAAAAUUGAGUGCGUGAAUGAAUGCAUGGAUGAAUGCUUGAAGGAAUGUAUGAAUGAAUGCAUGAAUGCAUGAAGGAAUGAAUGUUGAUGCAUAAUUGAAUGCAUUGUUCAAAUUAAAAUUGAAAUUCAACAAAAUUCUCCAAAUUUUGGUUUUUCUACUCUCAUUUCUACAUUUUCCAACUCAUUCAACCCAUUCCAACUUUCAACUGUUCAUCAUUUUCCUACCUAUUCCACAACUUCCCACUUACCUGCAUUUUCACUUUUUCUAGUAUGAAAUUCACACCCAAUUUUCCUACAUUUCCUUUUUCACAUCUUUUAUUUUGAAAUUCACGCCCAAUUCCUUUUUCCCUUCUCAUUUCUACAUUUUUCAACCGAUUCAACCCAUUCCAACUUUCAACUGUUCAUCAUAUUUCUACCUAUUCCACAACUUACCAAAUAAUUCACGUUUUAUUUUGAAAUUCACACCCGAUUCUACAAUAUUUCCUUUUUCCCUUCUCAUUUCUACAUUUUUCAACCGAUUCAACUCGUUUCAACAUCAUUCUGCAACAUUCCUUAAAUAUUUAUUCAACUUCUUCACCUUCACACGCAAUUCCUUCAGGAAUUGAAAAUUCUAGUUAAGUUUAUUCGGGGUCACUUCCGGUCAAAAAAGUUCACUUUCGGUUCAUUUGGGGUCACUUUCGGUUCACCUGAGGUCACUUCUGAUCUAUUAGGGGUCACUUUCGGUUUGAUUUGGGUCACUUCCGGUUUAUUUAGGUCACUUUCGGUUUAAUUUGGGUCACUUUCGGUUCGUCUGAGGUCACUUCCGGUUUAUUUGGGGUCAUUUCCGGUCUAAAAAGGUCAUUUCUGGUACAUUGGGGUCACUUCCGGUUUGAUUUGGGGUCACUUCCGGUCUAUUUGCGGUCACUUUCGGUUUGAUUUAGGGCACUUCCGGUUCAUUCUGGGUUCAUUGGUGGCACUCCAGGGUCAUCCAAGAUGGCCGCCACACUGGAAUUGGGGGUCAAGGGUUGAAUUGUGUAAGCAUAGUGGAAGUGGGGGUGAAUGGGAGUGAAUGUGGGAAGCAUAAGGUGAAUUAAGUGAAUACAUUUGGAAUGGGUUGAAUCGGUUGAAAAAUGUAGAAAUUAGAGUAGAAAAACGAAAUUUUGGAGAAUUUGGUUGAAUUUCAAAUUUGAAAAUUUGGAAUUUUUGGUAAGUGGGAAUAUGUGGAACAGGUAGGCAAAAGAUGAACACUUGAAAGUUGGAAUGGGUUGAAUCGGUUGAAAAAUGUGGAAAUUAGAGUAGAAAAACGAAAUUUUAGAGAAUUUUGGUUGAAUUUCAAAAUAAAAGAUGUGAAGUUUGUGGUAAGUGGGAAGUUGUGGAAUAGGUAGGCAAAAAAUGUUUAAAAACAACUACAUGUUACAGCUGAGUAGUCUUAAUACUCUAUAAAUAAAAUUGUGAGGGACGCGUGACUGGGCUUUACUCCAGAAUGAUCUAAAAUGUUGAGGAGUUAUUAGUAGGUCAUCUCCAUUUUGGCAUUUGGCUACGCACCCUGAAGAUAAAUUGAGGUUAAUUUCAUUUCUUUCAUGUGAGUAUACUCUAAAUUUGCAUAGACCCUAAAAUCCAUCCAUCA